Molecule: messenger RNA, 1227 nt
Organism: Naegleria gruberi
Lineage: Eukaryota; Heterolobosea; Eutetramitea; Acrasida; Naegleriidae
Exons: 1
Coding region: 1-1227 (408 amino acids)
Source: RefSeq, a predicted model, not a curated record
AUGUUCAACAAUGAUCGCAUGAUGGAACGACACCAUCAAGGCCAACAAUAUAAUUAUAAUAAUGGAAUGAAUGAACAAUUUUCUUCUUCUACAAAUAAUCAAAGGUCGUCAAGAUCUGGUGGGGGAAGAAAGUCCCCUCCUCCAAGAUAUUCUUCUCUAACCCCUGAUUUUGAUAUUGGUCCUCCAUCAUCAAAAACCUAUUCAAGUUAUGCACCAAUGUCCUCUGAACCAAAUCCAGCAUCAAGGACGAGAAAAUCAAUGUACUCUAAUGAACUACCACCAAGCUAUGAAUCCUCUGUAUCUCCAACCCAUUCUCCAAGUCUUAGUAAUAAUAAUAACAUGAUGGAAUCAAAACGAAGAGAAUACCUUCAACAAAAAUUAACUCACCUCAAGAAACAAAAUACAACCUCGUUGGAACAUUUCAAUAUUGUUAGAGAAGAUGUUAGACAAAGUAAGGAAAUGAUGGAAAAACAAAUAAUGCAAACAUAUGGAAUGAUGAAACAAAGAUUGGAAUCAUUACUUCAGGACUCCCUAAGAACACUUCAAGAUAUCGAAAAUGAUAUGACAGAACCACUAGAUACGAAAAUAGAUCAACUGAAGAAAAAUAUGAGAUCUAUUGAUAUGACCGAGUCAGUUCUCUCUCGUCAACCUUAUUCCGAUUCCGUUAAGGAAAAGGUUGAUUUAUGUUUAAAGACAAACAUUCCUCCAUUUUCUUCUGAUAUUGAUAUUUGUAAAUUGACAGACCAAAACACCUUUUCAUUGCUUCGAGCAAGUGCUGGUUUUUUGGCUGAUAGUAAUGGAUUGUCCUCCAUGAAACAACCAACUAGCGGCAGUGGUAGAGUAAACCAAUUGCAUAAUAUGGAUAAACCAAGAUAUGAACAAAAAUAUGAGUCACGAGAAAAGGACUUGAAAGAAUUCAAAUAUUCAGAACCAAGUAGUAAAUAUAAGGAGCGAGAAAAGCCAAACACUAGAAAUAUUCCACCAAGUUUUGAUAAUUUUGAUGAUGAUUCAAAGAGUGACGUGUCUCUAAAUAAUGACUAUGAAUACCCUAGGAAUUAUAACAGUAAGGAAAAGAAGCAAACGAUCAGAAGAAUCUCACCUGACUUUAAGGACGACAAAAGUGAUAGACAUUCAAUUUCAGAUUCAGUAAUUGCUAGUUAUCAACAAUUAGAGGAUUUAUAUUCUCAAACUAAGAAUUUUGCUGUUUUUAAAGGCACUAACUUUUAA